AUGAUAAUGUGGAGAAAUACGGUCAAUAUUGAAGUCUUUCGUGCAAUUGCAGACCGUGAGACGUUCCGCAAGGGGAUUGUCGAAAUCAUCUGGGAUGAUGCUUUUCUGGUAACAUCCCUGCAGAGGGAGGACGCUUAUCUCUAUGACGAACCCGAGGAUGAUCCAGUGGAAGGAUGUCCAUCAGGUUUUGUGCGGGCGUGCAAGGGAAAUAUCAAGCGGCUCAAGGAUCGCAAGCUUGAGGAUUUGAACGGCCUUCCGGGCCACGCUGCAAGGGCGCAGCAAGUCGCUGCGCAGCUACCGCUAAAGAAGUCGCCGGCAUCGAAGCCCUUAGGUAUGACCUCCAGCGAUUCCCUUCGCUCAGGAGAAUUACCAUCAGGACUACAGCACGUCAGCCUUCAGACCAACGUUGAAGCCGAUCCAGAUGCUCAGGCCACACAGCCAUGGAGCGGUGGGGCGAUUGAGCACUUCAGCCCACUGCGCACGAUCUUCCCAGUCGACAAGUGGCCACGGCUUCGCCACUUUGGGCUCUCGAGAUUUCUAGUUAAGCAGGCCGACGUGCUUGCUCUGCUCGCUGCGCUCCCGGUAACGCUGCGCUCGGUCGAGCUGAGCUUCCUAGAGUUCCUCGAUGAUGGCGGCACCUAUAGAGACCUUCUCACUGAUAUGCGCGACGAAUUGGGCUGGCAGGAGCGAGCGACUGCCUCGAGACCGAAGGUCACCAUCGGUGUGCCCCUGACUAACACGAUGCCUGGGCGUGCGGUCUGGAUUGACGAUGAAGUCGAUAACUUCCUCUAUGGCAGCGGGGAAAAUCCGUUCGGGGCCAAGGGCGAACGCAACCCAAAUAAUGUAGCUGCUGGGAGAGGGAUGGUAUGGGAUGCGUUUGACCCGACUCAUGAACGGCCCUGGGCGUCCCAGGACGCGAGAUUGGCAGCUGGAAGUUCACGGGCAGAGCAAUAA
Molecule: messenger RNA, 954 nt
Organism: Amorphotheca resinae ATCC 22711
Lineage: Eukaryota; Fungi; Ascomycota; Leotiomycetes; Helotiales; Amorphothecaceae
Exons: 3
Coding region: 1-954 (317 amino acids)
Source: RefSeq, a predicted model, not a curated record